Messenger RNA from Gadus morhua (Atlantic cod), 1747 nucleotides. Its product is annotated as vacuolar protein sorting-associated protein 4B. Bases 210 to 1526 code for a protein of 438 amino acids. NCBI's taxonomy places the organism in Eukaryota, Metazoa, Chordata, Actinopteri, Gadiformes, Gadidae. The record is from RefSeq and is a predicted model, not a curated record. The transcript has 11 exons. Gene Ontology annotation, biological process: endosomal transport; vacuole organization. Gene Ontology annotation, molecular function: ATP binding; ATP hydrolysis activity.
AUGUCACGUGUGAUUCACGGAAGUUCAGAUCAAUGCUAAUGCGGAAGAGAAAACAACUUAUCGGCUUUGUUUUUUUUUAUGCCGUCUGCUGUCUAACCAAACUGUCAGAAAGGACCGACAGUGGUACAAAUAAUAAUACGUAGGUGAUUUAAAAUAAUAAACGUCAAGUUAAACUAGUUACCUACAUUUUGAACGACGCGGUAACACCCAUGGCUGGCUCAUCGCUGCAGAAAGCUAUAGAUCUUGCAUCCAAGGCAUCAGAGGAGGACAAAGCCAAAAACUAUGAGGAAGCCCUUCGAUUGUAUGAGCAUUCAGUGCAAUACUUCCUCCAUGUUGUCAAGUACGAUGCGCACGGUGACAAAGCAAAGAUUAGCAUCAGGAACAAGUGUAAGGAGUAUCUUGACCGAGCUGAGCAGCUGAAGGAAUACCUUAGUAAGAAAGAGAAGGCUCCCCCAUCCAAGCCAGUCAAAGAGUCCCAGUCUGAUGACAAAGGGAGCGAGAGUGAUGGUGGGGGUGACGAUCAGGAGAAGAAAAAGUUCCAGAAUCAGCUGUCAGGUGCCAUCGUCAUGGAGAAGCCGAACAUCAAGUGGGAUGAUGUUGCAGGGCUCGAGGGUGCCAAGGAAGCUCUGAAGGAAGCUGUCAUACUGCCCAUUAAAUUUCCCCAUCUCUUCACAGGAAAGAGAACUCCCUGGAGAGGGAUCCUAUUGUUUGGGCCUCCAGGUACGGGUAAGUCUUACCUAGCCAAGGCUGUGGCCACUGAGGCCAACAACUCCACCUUCUUCUCCAUCUCCUCCUCCGACCUGGUGUCAAAGUGGCUGGGAGAGAGUGAAAAGUUGGUGAAGAAUCUGUUUUCCUUGGCAAGAGAACACAAGCCAUCCAUCAUUUUCAUCGACGAGAUCGACUCUCUGUGUGGCUCGAGGAGUGAGAACGAGAGUGAGGCGGCGCGCCGGAUCAAGACUGAGUUCCUGGUGCAGAUGCAGGGUGUUGGAAAUGAUAAUGAUGGAGUCCUGGUUCUGGGAGCCACUAAUAUACCGUGGACACUUGACUCUGCCAUAAGGAGAAGGUUUGAGAAGCGUAUUUACAUCCCUCUGCCUGAGGAGCACGCCCGUACCUUCAUGUUCAAGCUGCAUCUGGGCGCCACCCCAACCAACCUGACUGAAGCAGACUUCGUGCAGCUGGGCCAAAAGACGCAAGGCUACUCCGGGGCCGACGUCAGCAUCAUCGUCCGGGAUGCCCUCAUGCAGCCCGUCCGCAAGGUUCAGAUGGCAACUCACUUCAAAAAGGUGCGAGGGUCCUCCUGGAACAACCCAGACACAGUCGUUGAAGAUCUUCUGACCCCAUGCUCCCCUGGUGAUCGUGACGCUAUUACCAUGACCUGGAUGGAAGUUCCUGGAGAGAAACUUCUGGAGCCCGUAGUUUGCAUGGAUGACAUGCUUCGGUCACUGGCCAGCACCAAACCAACAGUGAACGACCAGGAUUUGGAGAAGCUGACCAAGUUUACAGAAGACUUUGGUCAAGAAGGCUAACAACGCUCACACUGGACUCUCGCCAAAUCUUUCCUCUGAAUAUAUAUUUUUUGUAUAUCCACUAGAGCUGUCUAUCCUCCAUGUUUGUGAUGCAAUUAUGUAACUCAUCACCAUUAGUAACUUUACUUUAAUUUACUUUUACAUGGGAUUCAACCAUGUUUUUUUUUUUACUAAUGAAGAAUGUUUUAAUGCCUUUAGAUAAACACUCAAUUUUGCCUUUG